UCCCUGCGUCCUGUUUCCCGUCUUUCCUCAGGAACAGGCAGCAGUGAAAGGAGUGGAUGUCCCGUCCAGCAGCUCGGCUCAGACAUGGGGGAAGUCAUCCUGCCACGGCGCAUGUUCCUCUGGUGCAUGGCGGUCAUCUAUCUGGCUGCUUUUGUUUCCCUCUAUGUGCAGAUACCAGGUCUCUAUGGUAAUGAGGGGCUGUUACCUGCUCGCAGGCAGCUGCGAUACAGUGGUAAGCCUCUCUGGGAACAGCUGCUGUCCUCUCCCACACUACUGUGGCUGGGUCCCAGUCUCGGCUUGGACACACAAACCGCUAUGGAGCUACUGUGUCUUAUAGGGGCAGCACUGAGCCUCGCCGCCACGCUGGUGGAAGCUCUCCGAGACAGCGUGGUGUAUUUCUGCCUCUGGGCCUUGUACCUGUCCAUGUACCAGGUGGGCCAGGUUUUUCUCUACUUCCAGUGGGACAACUUGCUUCUAGAGACAGGGUUCCUCUGUAUCCUUGUUGCUCCACUGACAUUAAUCAGAGGGUCGCAAAGGGUCAGACAGCAUGAUGGCAUGACCUUCUGGCUUAUCCGCUGGUUGCUCUUCAGACUCAUGUUUGCCUCUGGUGUGGUGAAACUCACGUCGCGUUGUCCCACAUGGUGGGGCCUUACAGCUCUGACAUAUCACUACGAGACUCAGUGUAUCCCCACCUCGCUGGCCUGGUUUGCCCACCAGUUGCCAGUGUGGUGGCACAAACUAAGUGUGGUGGGGACGUUUGUUAUAGAGAUCGCAGUACCUCUCCUUUUCUUCAGCCCACUGCGCAGACUCAGGCUUGGGGCUUUUUACCUGCAGGUGUUGCUUCAAGUGCUCAUAAUUUUAUCUGGAAACUACAAUUUCUUCAACCUGUUGACCUUGACCCUCUGUACGUCUCUUCUGGAUGACCAGCAUGUACACUUCUGGCUACGCAAAGCAGACAAAAUCAGCAACAAUGACUCCAAGCUGUUUUCGUGGCUGUGUUACCUGCUGGAGCUGGCAGUCUGGGCUCUCUUGAUCUUCGGAUCAAUUGUAUGCUUUGACCUGCAGCUGGAUACAGCAAAGAACAGCAUCUCCACCAGGACAGCAUUCACAUACCACCAGUUUAAUCAGUUUCUGAAGACUGUCACUAUCCCCUCUAUCUGGAUCGGUGUCCUCUCUCUCACAUGGGAAAUAGUCACAGCCAUGUUCAGGUGUGCGUGUGUCUCUGGUUUCCUGAAGAGGUUCUAUGUAUCUGUCCAGUGGACGGUGUUUGCUGCUGCCACCGCUGCUAUGUUCACUAUUAGUCUGGUGCCAUUUACCUACAUAGAGUUUGACUCUCAUGCCAGUUUGUGGCCCGGAGUACUUAAGGCCCAUGAGAUGGUGGAUCGCUACCAGCUGGUCAACUCAUAUGGCCUGUUCAGAAGGAUGACCGGGGUCAGUGGGCGGCCAGAGGUUGUCAUUGAGGGAAGCAACAAUGGAGUUGAGUGGACGGAGAUUGAGUUUAUGUAUAAGCCAGGCAACCUAAGUGCACCGCCGCCUGUGUUGAUGCCUCACCAGCCCAGGUUGGACUGGCAAAUGUGGUUUGCUGCCCUCGGGGCUCAUACACAGGCUCCGUGGUUCACUAGCCUCAUGUACAGACUGCUGCAGGGCAAAAGAGAUGUUAUAGAGUUGAUCCAGACAGAUGUAUCUCAGUAUCCGUUCCACCAGCAGCCGCCUGCCUACCUCAGAGCCCACCGCUACAGAUACUGGUUUACUGAACCGAAGGCUGACGGUUCUUACCCACAGCGUUGGUGGAGGAGGGUCUAUGAUGAGGAAUUCUAUCCCACAGUGCACCUGGGCAACACCUUCUUGGAGAGCAUGCUCAACCAAUAUGGACUCAAGGACAAAUCUGCACCCCAUCGUAUGCCCAACACCACUGUUGCCCAGGCGGUGAGGUGGGUACGCUCUCGGGUCAGAGGGGUUCCUGCCCACAUCCUAAUCUGGACCCUGAUUGUCUGCAGCACCGCCUUCUGUCUGCUCCAGCGAUUGCAAAACAGGAAAAAACGCACAACUGUGUGCGAUAAUACAGAAAAUCCACUCGACUGCUCUUCAGACCAUUUUGGGAAGUCGAAUGAACAGCAGGCUGUGGAGGAGGAAGAUGAAGAGGACAUGGAAGAUGAGGUGGAAGAGGUUGAAGAAGGGGAGAAAGACAAAGAGGAAGAGGAGGAAGACCCGAAUGAAAAAGAUGAGAUUCCCCGAAAGAGAUAGUUUUGAAAAAGAUGCACAUAGUCCCGUAGUAGACUGUUAAUCACCACCUGCCUUCAUAAAAUGUUACUACAUUGACCAAAGAAGUCUCUGUAUAUUUGUAUUUUCUGAUCAGCCAAUUAUAGGUUUAUCUGCCUUCUCACACCUACACCUUACUGCAGUAUAUUGUUCAUAUAUCAGCUACAACAGAUACCAAUUAGUCCAUUCAGCACAUCUUGCCAGGUGUUUAUAGAUUUUUAAACCUUCCUGGUUGAUUCUGACUUAUGUUGAGUAUCAAGUCAGCAGAUCAAAUCAUGUUUAUUAGAGAGAAAUAUAGAACUUAAAAUAUUACGGGUUUUGUUUUGCCCAUCAAGAGAGUAAAUGUGUGUUGUUCUUGUCACUCUGUCUCCUGUUUUUGGUGUGCAGUGUUGCACUUGUAUGUAAAUACAGGUGUGCAUGUUUUCUUAAGGUAUUUUAUUUCUGUCACUGUGGUCUCUUGCUGUAUGUACAGAACUAAAACUCUGCACUUUUUCUCCUUUUUUCCACAAAUGUGUCUUUUGAAUCUGUCAGUAUUAGAAAUGAAACAUCAUACACAUUGGUGUAGUGCUUUUAAAAUGUUUUCUUAUGACA
Messenger RNA from Micropterus salmoides (largemouth bass), 2850 nucleotides. It is a transcript of the gene lmf2a, whose product is annotated as lipase maturation factor 2a. Lineage: Eukaryota; Metazoa; Chordata; Actinopteri; Centrarchiformes; Centrarchidae. The transcript is spliced from 14 exons. The record is from RefSeq and is a predicted model, not a curated record. Gene Ontology annotation, biological process: protein maturation. Gene Ontology annotation, cellular component: endoplasmic reticulum membrane. The coding region runs from base 85 to 2244 and encodes 719 amino acids.